Molecule: messenger RNA, 1168 nt
Organism: Brachypodium distachyon (stiff brome)
Lineage: Eukaryota; Viridiplantae; Streptophyta; Magnoliopsida; Poales; Poaceae
Exons: 2
Coding region: 562-990 (142 amino acids)
Source: RefSeq, a predicted model, not a curated record
AGCAACCCAACAAAGCAAGCAAGCCUCUGCGUCCCCCUCUUUCUCUCCUGCGCGUGGUUUUGGCAGUGCCUACGCUGUCCCUGCAGCAGCUACAGCUACUGUCUGGAGCUCAAACAGCAGCUGCUGCACCACUGGUCGCUACUGCCUACUCCUGCUACUGCUACCUUCUCAUUCAAGAACCUUUGUAGCUUUCCCCAAACUUCGAUACAGCUUCUUGAUCUGCUGGUCUGAAAAUCCGAAGAUCGCGGCCUCUUCACAGCAAGACCUUGCGUCCCUCUAGCACCAAAAAGGAAAAUUUAAAAACAAUGUAUUCACCUCUGGGCUUGGAGGAAUAAUGGUUUCCAGAUCAUUCUUGAACCAGAUGCUACUUUGAUAAAAGAUUUCUAGCUUGUUUUAUCCCCACUAUCAUACAUCAAGGUUUUAGAUUUUUAGCAGUGAAAUUAUCUUGCAUUCAAGAAGUAAACCAGCCAAACACAAGCAGCCGCACCUAUAAGUUGAGCUUCUAGUUCUUCCGGUAAUUUAUCAUUCAGCCCCAGAUAAGACGCUGUUGGAUUGAAUCAAAUGGGUAGGGGAAGAGGCAGAGGAAGGAAAAUGGUCAGCAAUCGCAGGAGCCAUGAAGACAAGGGGAGCAGUGGUGAAGAAGUUGUGCCUGCAAGGAAGAGGAGAGGAAGACCCCUGAAGCAGCGCAUUGCGGUCAAUGUCGAUCAAAGAGAAGUCAAGGAUUUGGUAGAGGGUGUUGAUGGCAACGCAGACUAUCAACAAGGAGGAAGAGAUGGUGAUUCAAAGCUCAAGGAAGAUGACUCUGUAGGAAAUGGUAAAAAGAGGAGCAAGGUGCCCAAAGAUGAGAGCGCAAAUCUUGACCUGGAACUGGAAGAGAACAGUUCAAGCACCCGAUCUAGCAACGAUGAGUCAACUAGGUCCAAUGGCUUCCGGCAGAACGGAAGCCGCCGGAAGAGCACGCCUCAGCGAGCGGCAGAGGCGGGUUUGUAGUUGGAAUGGAGCAAGCAACAGGUUCUUGGGUACUACUAUCAGUUAGGCAGCUGCUCUUCAAUUUUGUCAACUUUCUAUUUUAGUACUGUUAUGUUUUCUGGCAUCUUCAUGAUGAUUACUUGGCUCUAUAUGAAUGUAUAAACAUAGACUGAUUGCAAAAUCAUGGAAGUUUUGCAUA